Molecule: messenger RNA, 3528 nt
Organism: Suillus subalutaceus
Lineage: Eukaryota; Fungi; Basidiomycota; Agaricomycetes; Boletales; Suillaceae
Exons: 15
Coding region: 1-3528 (1175 amino acids)
Biological process (GO): proteolysis
Molecular function (GO): cysteine-type peptidase activity
Source: RefSeq, a predicted model, not a curated record
AUGUCUUCCUUGACGCCACGUCGCACUCGCAAAGCUCAACUCGCAUCUUCUGGCCUAGGAUCUCACUUUGUAAGCCCAAGGAAGGCUCGAGACAAACGGAAAACUCAAACAUAUGUUGAGCUUCCUGGCGCAGAGACUAAGCGCCGCCGACUUUUGGACGCAAUGGAACGACUUUUGAAGCCGCAACACGAGGAAUCACACCCACAGUUGUUGGCACAAGCACCACCAUCUGAUACUGUGACUACGGAACACAUGGAUACUGACAAUCUUGUUGUCAGCGAAUUUCACUCUGAUGAACAGCCAUCUCUUGAGAUCUCAGUAUCGCCUGUCAAACGGCGGAUUGUGCCCGACAAAUCCACCAAUUCACUCUACAAAAACUGGAUUGCACUCAUACCAACCCUUGUUGAUCCAGUACUCCAGUACUUCAGACGAACGCAGGGCAAAGCACUGGAAAAUAUACAUCCAGUCAUAUCUGCAUGUGGGAAGCCUUCGUGUACACCGAAACGGACGACAAUGAUGUGUUUAUUCUUCGACCGGUUCACAUCUAUAGAUGUACUAAGUUGUACCUGCUCCACUCUCCAGCAAGUCCUCGUUCACCAUGGUCUAUUUCCGACCGCGCCUUCACAGCCUCGAAUGGCUGUAUCUGUUGACCUGCUCUCAUUCUACCGCGCAUUGUUUGAGCGCUCAUGUGACGCGAUUAACGCUCUCGCAUCAGCGCUCAAAAAUCACUACUCCCGGCGGGGUUACCAGAUGACUGACGCCCAGGGCGAAGUUAUACAGGACCCAUUCCGACGAGGCCUCGGCUAUGCCGUGCAAUGGUACGACAUCCUGCAAGUUGAAGUUGAGCGCCAAGUUGAGACGGUCGUUCAACAACACCGUGAUCGUAUUCUUCAUGGUAGAUCUACAGAUGAGGGAGGUGACAUUCAUGUCGCAAUGGACGGUAAUUUCCAUCACCGUCAUCGACGUGCUGCUGGAGACUGUCCAAAGUUCUAUGACCCUACUUAUUUUCUCCCGAAAACCUUUGUUGACACGAUUGGGCGCCAUAUUGACACUCAACGUAAGCGACCAGUGAGGUCUCACGUUCCCCUUGUCCCUGAUGAAGCCGUUGACCAAUGCGAGAAUGCUUACGAGGCUGCUGACGGCAAAAAACAGAAAGCGGCAAUGGAUAGCUUCGACGACACUGGAAUCAUGGCCCUUAUCUGUCGUCACGACAUCCCUUUAUUUUUUGCCAACAUAGACUCACCUGGAGAACAGCAAAAGUAUUCGGUAGCCUUACUUCAGCACUUCUUUUCACUUCUCCCCCCCGAAGCUACUGUCGUAGCUCUUUAUGAUGUCGGCUGUGUUUUGGCACGAACACUCUCCAAGCAUGAAAUUCUUCCCAAAAGCAUCACCUCACGCCUUCGAUUUGCAACCACUGCCAUGCACGCAUAUGGGCACGAGUGGGCUUGCCAGCUCGUAUAUAACCCACGAAUAUGUGUGGGUCUUGGCUUAUCUGAUGGUGAAGGGACCGAACGCCUCUGGUCUCGCUUAGUUCGAUUGAUAGGUGUUGAGCGCACUUCUAGUCGCCAACGCCGUUUAUGGUUGAUUGAUCGGCAAGCAGUGGCUAUAGCUUCGGAGAUGCGAACUGAUCUAGGCGACUGGAUCAAACGACGCCUCAGACGGGGCAUCAAGGGGCAAGGUUCAGCAGCCCAAGACGCACUAGAUCAAUGUGAGGUCUCCAUUGAAGAAUUGCAAGCCGAGUGGUCGCAGCAAAGGCAAUCUCAGUUAUCUAUCCGUGCUCAAGGAGUUGGACACAGUCUUAGCUCUCCAGGCAGAUCUGGACGCCUCAGACAAAGCAUUGCAAACCACCAGGACGAUGUUGGAGAAGAUAUGGCUUCAGAUGAUACACUAGAGGCUCUCGAAAGUCUAGAGAGGGGACACAAUCGCCUGAUGAACAAGGUCGAGGCUCUUUACUCCUCAUUGAAUGUUCAUGACAGAUUUCCUGAGCUUCAUGGCAUCAAUCUCGAAUUUGUUCGCAUCCUUCUCAUGGCACGCGAUCUCAAAAUGAACAUCGAGCAGUCGGGUGGCGCUCAGCAAGCGUUAGGACUGAUGGAGGAUGUGUGGAUUACACCGUCUCAUGGAGAGGUUCCGUGGUGGUUAGACGACACAUCUACAAGAGAUGGCAUUCGUGCACUUCUCAAGCGUGAUCGGUGUCGAGAGGAGCAGGUUCGGCUAGGUGUUGAGGCCGAUAACCUGUGCCGCUUCUUCGGAAAUGAGUUGGGGGCACUUGAACUUGCCCUUCGGUCGCCAAACAGUGAACCAUUCGCAGUUCUAUUGCAACAACGGCAUGCCAAUUUUAUCUGCCUUCAAACACGAUGGUCAAAUUGCUUGGCUUCUUCGGUACGCUUUACUAAUGAAGUCAGCAAGGCAGUAGCCAUUGCGACCACCCUCUCGGGAGGCUCACCAAACAUGGCACUUCAUUGGAUUAAUGCCAGCAUGCUGGUAGUGUCUGAUUCUGAAGGUUGUGAUGAACUCCCUAUCGUCGAUCCUGACCAUUGCCCCCAAGUCGACUCUGAACAAGCAGCUCUGGCCGAUGUCCUGGAGGGUGAGAUGGGGGCAAUUGAGUUAGAUGACGAUGACUCAACAAAUUAUGGGCGCGAUGCUAAUGCUAAUCUCCUUGUGGAUGACUUCUGCGUCCCAUCGCAAGAGCCAGGUGUCCUCGACCCUGCUAAAAUUUUCGCGCGAAUACGACCUUCGCAUGACAGAAUCCCUCGUCUAGAGUUUGAUCCAAAAGAAAUCGGUAUACUCAGUUCUCCUACUGCAUGCCUCAAUGAUACAUGCAUUAACAACUGCACCAUUCUCCUGUGGUGCUCUCAACUGAACACCUCCGCUGCACGGUGUGCGAUACUCUCCACUCACGAUCUUCCCCGCAUUCGUUACAAUGCCCCAGACGACAACAUCUGGCGCCAUACAAUGUGGAUUCGUUAUUGGGAAAAAGACAUAUGGGUUCUUCCGAUUCAUCGUCCAUCAGGGAUUGGACACUGGGUGAUGUGCGUCAUCCAGUUGUCGACCAAAGAACUUUACCUGUUUGACAGCAUGGGCGACAGGACCCCUUGGCAAAGUGACGUCAAAGAUAUAAUGAGACUGAUUGCUCGGUUCCUUGCAGUUGUGCGUCAACACGGCCAUCAUGUUCAUAUUGAUCUUGCAGGGUGGGUGGCUCGACCACUGAAUACCAAACGUCUUCAGAAUAACGACUUUGAUUGUGGCGUGUGGGUAUUGGCUGCAAUAUUCGCUGUUAUACGUGGCAGCCGUGUUACAGGCCUACAUGAGCAGGACAUGGGCAAUCUGCGACGCUAUGUGCGGAGUAUGGUGCUUGCAUUACCAGCUCUCUCGAGUUACACAUUCGGCCAUGACCUUGUGUCUUGUGCAUGCCUGCAAGCUGCUAACACGAGCAUUGAGCUCAUCCCAACCUAUAGGAAUCGGGAAGGGAGAGGGUUGAAUAUUGGAUUAGGGAAGACGCCUGAAGAGCAUGCAGAUCCCCAGAUCUGA